AUGGAAGGGUCACAGCAAGAAUUUUUACGAGUGAUGGUCAAGCAAGACAUGAGGCCAAGUGUGCUGCCAUGGUAUUUCAUGGAUGCGUAUGGCCAGGAGCAGGGUCCAGUGUCAAGCUCAAAGCUCCGCAAGAACCUGGAGUGCGGAGGAAUUUCGCAGGCUUUGCAGGUGCGUCUUCCGAAUUGGGAUCGCUUCUUCAAAGUGGAAGAACUUUGGCCCAGCCGUGAGGCGGCGUUCGUAUUACCACCGGCUUGGCCCGACAUAUACAGCUGGCGGAGCACGGAUUCACAGUGGAACUCUGCCGAGGAGUGCGGCGAAGGAAAGCUGUCUUCAUUGGCGGCCAUUGCCUUGGAGCCGGUGCUGCUCUCCGCACAGGCAGGUGGGCAAAGCCCAUCAUCAGGGCCAGCCGAGGGCUCCCAGGCCAGUUCUGCCGGCAGUGCCAAAGCGGAUCCAAGCCUUUCGUGCUUCGAGAGCCCAUGGAUCAGAUCAAUGAAGGCGUUGCUAGCGCUGUUUCCGGCGCUUGCAGCAGCAGCACUGCGUUCGAAGGUUGCACGUGAAGUGUUCGUCCCUUCUGUUCAGAGUAUGGAAGCAGCAAUUGCCCAAUUGAUUCAGCGCAAGAAGGAGCCUGUCAGUCAGGAGCUGGUGAACGAUAUCAAAACACUCCUGGCAGACACCGUGAUGCCCCACCUGCACCAGCAGCAGCAACGCAUUCAGGCCCAGCUUGAUGCGGCUUCUCAGCACUUCGAGGAGUGCAAGGUGUUGCACAUCGAGGCCGUAAAGCCAGCCAGGGAGAGGACCGCUCUGCUCCAUGCAGAGCACGAGAGCUGUCGAUACGCGGAGUCGGCGGCGGUGGAUCAAAACGCAACCUGCAUCUCCGAACUGGAGUCUCUCGAAGCAGUGAAAGAUGAACGCUGCCGUGCCUUCGAUGAACUGAAUCAAAUUCCGGAAACAUCCUGCGCAGCGCGGAGCGGAGAGAACGCCACAGCAUGGUAUGUUCGAACCCUGGCCGAGCUUCAGUGGGCACAAGAACGUCUGGUGCAGUCUGCAGCCAGAUGCAACGCAGCGCGACUUGCACAAACGGAAAAGAUGGGCACCUGUGCCGACGCGCAGAAGGAUCUGGCGUCUCUCAGAGCAAGCUGCGAUGCGAAGCAACUGGAGCUGGACCAAGCAGGCUGUGACUUAUACGACUCGGCGCUGGCAAACUGCAGUGCAGAGGAAGCCUGCUACCAGCAGCGGCGCAGCAGCCACGACUCGAUACUGGCCAAUACACGCGACCAGGAGAAGACCCUCAAGGCCGAGUUUGAGGCAUUGCUGCAUAUGCAGUGUCUGCUCGAGACCUUUAGCCAUCGCCACCUCGAAGCAGCAAUCGACGAGUGCAAGGACAAGAAGCACGACACCCAGAAUAUGUCCCUGGUGUAUCACAACAUCUCAAUCACUUCCAACUGCAGCGUUCCUGGAGACUUGAAACCAGGCACAGCGACUUAUGAGCGACGUCUUUUUGCGGCUUUGCCUGACGUCGUGCCGAGCCGCUGUGCCGCCACAUGCUGUGCGUCACAGCAGCUGCUGCUUCCUGCGGAGCCUGUGUACCAGGCGGUGCACCAGUGCUACACCUUCCGAGCGGCCUAUUCACCUCCUCUGAUUCCAGGAGAAGACCGGACAGUUGAGGAUACUGCGCAAGACUGCCAGCAAAGGUGCAAGCGGACGGCGGGAUGUGGUGGCUUCAGCUACACUUGGGAUGGAGGCUGCUUCGUCGCCCAUCAAUCUGCCACGAAGAUCUUUCAGCCGGGAGUCGUUGCUGGCCCUAUGGACUGCCUUGGCAUCCCGAAUGAAUGCUACGGCUACAACAGGAAGUUCACGCCAGAGUUGGAUGGGCAUGCCGGCGGUGCCGUCAAGGUGACCUCCGAGGAGGAAUGUCAGAAACGUUGCUUUGAAACCGUGGGUUGUGGGCACUGGAUCCUUUGGUGGGAUAUGCACUGCCACCUUGCAGGAGCAGAUGCAUCGAUGAGCUACGAGCCCGGCACGGUUAGCGGGCCGUCACAGUGCGCCCAGGUGGUGAGUGUCGUGACCUAG
Messenger RNA from Symbiodinium sp. CCMP2592, 2070 nucleotides. Lineage: Eukaryota; Dinophyceae; Suessiales; Symbiodiniaceae. The record is from the annotation of a GenBank genome assembly.